Messenger RNA from Diversispora eburnea, 966 nucleotides. Lineage: Eukaryota; Fungi; Glomeromycota; Glomeromycetes; Diversisporales; Diversisporaceae. The record is from the annotation of a GenBank genome assembly.
AUGUCGACAGAAUUAUUAUUAUCAUUAGCUACGGAUUACAUUCAAUUAUUACAGUAUCCCGAAGAAGAUUUUAAUGUGCUCAUAAAAAUUGGUGAAAAUAACAAUUAUCAAGAAUUUAAGGCUCAUUCUGUCAUUCUUCGAAGUAGUUGUUCUAGUUUAAUGAAUCUUUUGGUGGCAGCUGAUGAGUUAUGCCUUAAUCAAUUGGUAGAUUAUGCUCAAGAUUAUUUUGUUGCAAAUGGUUUGAAUUGGUUAUGUGACAAUUUUUAUGAUGUCCUUUUCACCAUUUUUGCACAUGAUAAUUUUGAAAAACUUCAGAAAAGUUGUUCAAAAAUAAUUGCUCAUGAUCCUAAAAAUCAUCGACAUUAUUUUACGCAAUGGCCAGAAAAGUUAAUAUUGGAAGUAUUACAGCGAGAAGAUCUUCAACUCGAAGAAAUUGAUGUAUGGGAUACAAUAUUAAGAUGGGGAGCAGCACAAGUUGGAUUAUCAACUCGAAAUGUUGCCCAAUGGACACAAGAUGAUUUUUCUAGAUUAUCUGAUAAAUUAAAGAAUUGUAUUCAACAUAUUCGAUUUUAUCAUAUUUCUGUUGCUGACUUUUCUAAUCGUGUUCUACCAUUCAGUAAUGCAAUAUCAGAUGAAGCUUACAAUGAAAUAUUCCAAUAUUUACUUAUGAGAUACACUAUCAACUUAUUACCACCUCGAGGUAUUUUACUUGAUUCAGAGAUUAUAGGAAUACGUCACGCGGCAUUGAUUGCCAGUUGGAUAGAUCGUCAAGAAACAUAUAAUCGACCAUGUUUUGGAGUAUCCGAUUUGGUGAUGGUGGUAUCUUCUGGACAUUCGUGGGGCAAAUUUUUAUAUAAUUUUCCUUGGACGUGUAAACAAUCAUGUUAUGAAUUUCCAAUUACUAAAAAUUCUUAUUUUGCUAUUGAUAAUUAUGAAGUUUUCAAACUUGUAAGAAAAGGUUCUUAA